Messenger RNA from Triticum aestivum (bread wheat), 1773 nucleotides. Its product is annotated as putative cyclin-dependent kinase F-2. Gene Ontology annotation, biological process: regulation of mitotic cell cycle; protein phosphorylation. Gene Ontology annotation, cellular component: nucleus. NCBI's taxonomy places the organism in Eukaryota, Viridiplantae, Streptophyta, Magnoliopsida, Poales, Poaceae. The record is from RefSeq and is a predicted model, not a curated record. Gene Ontology annotation, molecular function: protein serine/threonine kinase activity; ATP binding. The transcript is spliced from 2 exons. The coding region runs from base 211 to 1650 and encodes 479 amino acids.
GCGGGGUGCUGCAACCUGUUCGCCAGAUGUUGAAAGCACGACAACCUUUUGCUGCAACCGGGGCAAACUAGUUUUUUUUUUCCACAAUACCCCACUGGGAGUUUUUCCUACUGACUUUGUUUUGCUUGAAUCCACUUUUGUUUUUGCUGGAACCUAGUAAUUUUUGAUUCAAUUGGCAAAUGAAUACUUUCAGAUUCUUUUUUGCCUGACAUGACGGUGCAAGCCUCCGACUCGCGGCUAGCCGGAGGCGGUGAUGCUGCUGAUGCUGCAACCAUGGUCACCGUGCCCCGGCCAGUGUGUCAGGGUCGCAACCAUGAUGACCAAGGGGAGCGCUACUCUGUUUUCUGUUGCAACUGGCGCUGCUGCGAGCCAACUGACGACAGGAGGAGGCGGGUUGCCGUCGGAGUAGGGGUUCAGAGUCCAGGUAUCACCCGCAGUCCGUACCGUAGACAAAUCAACGAUUUCCCAACGCGUAUGUACAUAUAUAUACUUCAACUCGUUGUAUCUCCACCUCCCUGCCUAAACUUGUUACUUGCCUCCUGGCGAUCGAACCUGCGUGCACCGGCACGGACGCCAUGGCAGCUUCCGCCGGAAAGAAAGAGGCCGCCUGGCUACGAGCGGCUGGAGAAGCUGGGAGCGGGCAUCAACGGGGAAGUGUUCAAGGUGUGGGACACCCAGGACAACCUGAUCGUCGCCGUCAAGCGGCUCAGCGGGAGCGGCGACGACGGCUUCAUUAUUUCCGGCCUACCGGAGGUCAUGCGGGAGGCCAUGUGCCUGGGCGCGUGCCGCGGCAUCCCCUCGAUCGUGCAGCACCGCCGGACCUACGCUGACGCUUGCCAAUCCGAGACCGGCGACUCUUUCAUCGUGAUGGACUACGUGGGGCGCCUCAACCUACGCGGCUACAUGCAGCGCCGGGUUCGUCGUCGUCGGCCGUUCUCCGAGGACGAGGUGCGCCGGAUCAUGAAGCAGCUCGUGGAGGGGGUGAAGGCCGUGCACGGCGUGGGCGUCCUGCACCUCGACAUCAAGCCGGAGAACGUGCUCCUCGACGACGGCACCGAGGACAGGAUGCAGAAGCCCAAGGAACCAGUCGAAGCCGAUGUUCGCAGCGAGAUCAAGGACGACCGCAUAGUCUACAAGAUCGGCGGUUUCGGGAUGUCCACGAAAGGGCGGGGGAAGGAGCAGCCGGAGGUGAUUAUUCUGACGCCGUACAGCGCGCCGGAGCUCCUGCUGCACUCGCGCGAGUACAACGAUCGCGUGGACACGUGGGGGCUCGGAUGCAUAAUGGCCGACCUCCUCUCGGGCACCGGCGCCUCCAUUUUCGACGGCGAGUCGGACAUAGAGAUCAUGGCCAAAGUGUUUGGCAUCGUCGGCACGGAGGGGAUCAAGGAGUGGUCUGGAUACUCGGGGCUAGCGGCAGACCGGAAGUCAAAGCUGCCGGGUGACGGAGGCGUCAGCCGCCUUCGGCACAAGUUUCCCAGUCGCAUGUUGUCGUCGGCCGGCUUCGAGGUGCUCAGCGGGCUGCUGGAGAGCAACCCGGAGAAGCGGCUUACCGCAGCGGAGGCGCUCAAGAAGCCUUGGUUCCGCAAACAACGACGUGGCUUUGCUGGUUUCUUCAAGUCGUGCAUGGUUGGAGUCCUACCGGAGACAUAGAAUUUACUGUACAUGCUUUGUCUUUUAGCGUGUUCUCCUAAAUGAUUGUAUAUUUCAGAGCUAUACCCUAGUGUAUCAUUGCUUAAGUGUUGCAUCAAAGAGAUGUUUCGUUUAAUCGGCUUA